Neltuma alba is the source of this 1279-nucleotide messenger RNA. Its product is annotated as plant intracellular Ras-group-related LRR protein 6-like. The record is from RefSeq and is a predicted model, not a curated record. NCBI's taxonomy places the organism in Eukaryota, Viridiplantae, Streptophyta, Magnoliopsida, Fabales, Fabaceae. Gene Ontology annotation, cellular component: cytoplasm. The transcript is spliced from 3 exons. Gene Ontology annotation, molecular function: protein binding. The coding region runs from base 179 to 1279 and encodes 366 amino acids.
CUUCAAAGUUCUCGAUCAAUCUCUCAGGUCUCUCUCUCUCUGGAUCUUUCUCUCUAUAUUCUCUGGUCUGGUAUAUUCAUCAGUGGUCAAAUCUCUGUCAAGAGAAGAUCAAAUAAAGCAGUGCAGUAUUAAUUCUAUAUAUAGAUAGAUAGAUAUCGUCCUCGGACAAUCAGAAAAGAUGAUGUUUGAAAAGCAAGGAGUCGAUCGUCUUCUUAAUAAUAAUCAUCUUCAUGAUCAGCCAUUAAUGGCGGGGAUGGAUCUGAUGAAGAAGACGAAGAAGAACAGGAAAUCAAACAGAGGGACCACGGCGGCGGCACUGCAACAACAAGAAAAGCUUGAGAUUGUCGAUCUCAGUGGCUUGUCCUUAGACUCUCUGCCUAAUCCUUCUCUUAAUCUAGCCACCAUCACCAACUUGCACCUCUCCAACAACAAUCUUCAGAGCAUACCGGAGUCGUUAACGGCGAGAUUACUGAACGUGGCGGUGUUGGACGUUCACUCGAAUCAACUCACCUCGCUUCCUAACUCUAUUGGCUGCCUCUCUAAGCUUAAGGUCUUGGACGUCUCCGGCAACCUCCUCGAUUCCUUACCUAAGACCAUUGAGAAUUGCAGAGCAUUAGAAGAACUGAAUGCCAACUUCAACAAGCUUACCAAGCUUCCGGAAACCAUAGGGUUUGAGCUCAUCAACCUCAAGAAGCUAUCAGUGAACUCCAACAAGCUUGUGUUCCUUCCUCACUCCACCUCUCACCUCACCGAACUCAGUGUUCUCGACGUUCGCCUCAACUGCCUCCGGUCGCUGCCGGAGGACCUUGAGAAUCUCAUCAACCUCAAAAUCUUAAAUGUGAGCCAAAACUUCCAAUACCUAGAAACCCUACCUUACUCAGUAGGGCUCCUCUUGUCCCUCGUAGAACUUGACGUCAGCUACAACAGAAUAAAAUCCUUGCCGGAAUCCAUCGGCUGCCUCAAGAAGUUAGAGAAGCUAAGCGUCGAAGGGAACCCACUGACGUCGCCGCCGAAGGAGGUGGUGGAGCAGGGGGUUGAUAAAGUGAAGGAAUAUAUGUGUCACAGGUUGAACUCAGCGCAUGAAAGUCCAAAGAAGAGAUCUUGGGUUGGUAAGUUAGUUAGAUGUGGAACCAUAAACGGACGAUGGACGAGGAAUGGACCUACAAACAAUUAUGCUCUUGGACCUCAGUAUCGUACAAUGGAGGGUCUUGGAUCACCAAGUUUAAUGGCCAUGUUCUCUCCAAAGCGUCUCUUUUCGUCACCUCGUCGUUCUGUGUAA